UUCGAAAUGAAAACAACUACUUUUGUUUAAAAUUUCACAAAAAUUUAAAUUAGAUACAAACACAGAAUAUCUCGAAUGCACUUUAAUACAUUGAAUUGGCCGCCAUGAAAUUGCAGUGGCAGGCCUUUGAGACCAUGAUCGCUAUUUUGACCACAUUUUUGGGCAUUAUAUACGCUCGCAUUGUAACUGGUCAAUUUGCACAUCGACUUAGUCGUAUCACAUGCUACCUGGUGGAGUUCACGUUGAUCGUUGUGCCGUCCAUUCUCUUUACAACAGUGGCGAAUUCGUAUAUUAAUCAUUUUGUUGCACUUAAGAGUCUAUUUUUAUUGAUAUAUAUUUAUCGUACGCGCGCUUUUUGUCGUGCCAGAGCUCGAAGUGAGUUCAAUUUGGGCAGUCGGCCAUUGGCUAUGACCAUAGUGCGUGCGCUGACUCACUUGAUCACAGCAGUUUGUAUAGUUGCCAUCGACUUUAGCUGCUUUCAUAGGCCAUAUAGGAAGAGUCGUCGCUAUGGUGCCGCUCUAAUGGACAGCGGAAUCGGACUUUUUGUAUUUACCAUGGGCCUGGUCUCACGGCGAUCUUGCAACUGGGCCGACAUACGUCGCUGUGCCAAGUAUUCAACUUUUCCGCUUAUAGGGCUGGGAUUUGCUCGGAUUGGUUUUAAUUAUGUGCUUAAAUUUCAACAGGAUGAGCAUGAGUACGGCACACACAUGAAUGCGUUCUUUACACUAGGCAUUACCAAGCUCUUCGGCAGCCUGCUCAGCUUCAUAACGCGUAACGAUGCCCAACUCCUUCCCAUGGCAUUCGGCCUCUUGUUGACCCAUCAGUAUUGUCUAUCCUUUGGCCCACUUUCGGGAAUUGUUAUGGAGGAUUAUUUUCCGCGGACUUCUCUGCUAGCUGCCAAUCGUGAAGGUAUUUUUUCGUUGCCAGGAUAUUUUGCCAUUUACUUGCUGUCUAUGUGCCUCAGCCAAUGGCUCCAGGCCGACACAUUGCUUAGCUAUCAAGAAAUGAAACGCAAGUUGCGUCAGAUGUUUCUCUUAUCUUUGACCUGUUGGCUACUGAUGGCAGCCGCCAAUAGAGUUGUGGGCGUCUCUCGGGUCACCUGCAAUUUGGGCUACGUUAUUUGGAUGUUCGCCAUUUCCAUAACCAUGAUCAGCCUUACCAUAUUCAUAUUUGACUUUGUCAUCGACAGCGUUAUGACCGAUCCAAUAAUUGGCACAGAUAAGUACUUAAAUAAGUUGGAGGGCACGAAAGGCAUUCCAACAUUUACUAUCUGCGAAGCAUUGAAUAUGAACGGCCUUACGUUCUUUCUUCUUGCCAAUUCAUUAUUGGGUGGAAUUAAAUACUAUUUAAGGCCAAAGGACCGAAAUGACUAUGAGUCUGUGGGAAUCAUAUUUAUUUACAUGCUGCUCUCAACUGUUGCAAUAUGCCAAUUGCACAGGAAAGGCAUUCGGCUAGCCUAAAACAAUUAGUGGAU
Messenger RNA from Drosophila hydei, 1474 nucleotides. RefSeq lists its product as uncharacterized. NCBI's taxonomy places the organism in Eukaryota, Metazoa, Arthropoda, Insecta, Diptera, Drosophilidae. Gene Ontology annotation, biological process: GPI anchor biosynthetic process; protein localization to plasma membrane. Bases 105 to 1460 code for a protein of 451 amino acids. Gene Ontology annotation, molecular function: glucosaminyl-phosphatidylinositol O-acyltransferase activity. Gene Ontology annotation, cellular component: membrane; endoplasmic reticulum. The record is from RefSeq and is a predicted model, not a curated record. The transcript has 2 exons.